AGGCAUUAGGGUGACCUCUGUGCCAGGAUCUGUUGCCUAAGGAAUCCCAGUCAGUGCGCUUCGUACCGGACCCGCUGAUCCACAAGGUGCCGCUCACAGUGUAAGGGAGGGAGCUGUCAGCAUGGUGAGCGAGACGGAGAGCCAGGCAGCGGGGCUCUCACUGGCCGGAGAGGACAAUGCUGGUCAGGCAGUGACUAACUGUGGAGAAGGUGUUAGUCAUGCAAGUAAUGGGAAGUUGUAUAAUGCAGUGACAGCCACAGAUGAUAAUAAAGACACCAGUACCCAGGAAAUGUUUGAUGUGAAAAUCCAACUGCCUAGUGGAGAACUUGUUGAUAUACAAGUGUCCUCUAAAGAGCUCGUCCAGGAGAUUAUUCAAGUGUUAAUGGAACAUGAAGAUUCUUGUCACCGAACAUGCUUUUCGUUGCAGUUUGAGGGGAACGUUCUAGACAAUUUCUCUGAGCUGAAGUCUGUGGAGGGGUUAAAGGAAGGGUCUGUUCUAAAAGUUGUGGAGGAGCCCUACACAAUUAGAGAAGCCCGGAUUCAUAUCAGGCAUUUUAGGGACCUGCUGAAGAGUUUGGAUCUUACUGAUGCUUACAAUGGGGUAGACUGCAGCUCCUUGUCCUUCCUGAACAUUAUCUCUGAGGGAGACAUUGGAGAUUCUCUUUGCCAUGAAAGCAAUGGUAAAAAGAAAAAACGCUCACCAGCUGACCAGGGGCUUGAAGCAAUUGAUUGUUCUCCUCCAGAAUAUAUACUUCCAGGAAGCACUGAGCGCCCCCUGCAGCCUCUCCAGCCCAUUAGCGGUGAUAAUAAGCCUUUACAGUGCCUUAAAUCCAUGAUAAUGAGUGGGUGGAAUCCUCCUCCUGGAAAUCGUAAAAUGCAUGGGGAUCUUAUGUACUUAAAUGUCAUAACAAUGGAAGACCAUCACAUCAACAUCACAGCUUCUAAUAGAGGAUUCUACAUCAACCAGUCAACAGCAGAAUUGUUUAACCCCAAACCAGCUACCCCAAGUCAUCUGAGUCACAGUCUUGUGGAACUAUUAAAUCAGGUCAGCCCUGCUUUUAAGAAGAACUUUUUUGCACUUCAAAAGAGGAGGAUCCAUAGGCACCCACUGGAGCGCAUAGCAACUCCCUAUCAAGUUUACAGCUGGGUGGCUCCAAGCACAAGUCAUAUCAUUGAUUGUGUGAGAGCAGAGGAUGCUUAUAACUCCCGUUUGGGCUAUGAGGAACACAUCCCCGGACAGACCAGAGACUGGAAUGAAGAAUUGCAGACCACAAGGGAACUUCCACAAGCUCUUCCCACAGAUCAGCAACUGAGACAAAGGGCCACCUUUAAGAUCAAUUCCGAUUUUGUGGGAGCAUCUACCAGAGGAGCCAUGGCAGUAAUUGAUGGUAAUGUUAUGGCAAUUAACCCCAGUGAGGAGACCAAAAUGCAGAUGUUUAUCUGGAAUAAUAUCUUCUUUAGCUUUGGCUUUGAUGUGAGGGACCAUUACAAGGACCUUGGUGGAGACCAUGCAGCACAUAUUGCAGCAAACCAUGACUUGAAAGGAGUACAGGCCUACAGUGAUCUAGAUAUUGAAGAACUUUAUGUCCUAGGAACUGUGGUUCUCGAUUACAGAGGAUACAGAGUCACUGCUCAGUCUAUAAUUCCUGGAAUUCUGGACCGUAAAGAAGACCAAAGUGUGGUAUAUGGUUCUAUUGACUUUGGGAAAACUGUUUCUUCCAGUGUGAAGUAUCUGACUUUGCUACAGAAAUCUUGUAAACCACUGAAAAUAAUGCGGCAUACAGUACUGAAUGAGAAGGAAGAGGAAGUGAUGCUUUGUUCCUCUGUGGAGUGCAAAGGAAUUGUGGGUAAUGAUGGACGACAUUAUAUACUGGAUCUUCUACGUACUUUUCCUCCUGACAUGAACUUCUUUCCUCUGAAAGAAGAGGAGGCAUUGAAAGAAGAAUGCAGCCAUUGCUUCCCCAAAUCUUACCGUCACAAGUUAUGCAAUCUCCGCCCUGAGUUAAUAGACUCUUUCUUUCAACACAAGUAUGCUCAGUUUAUGAAGCUGGUAAUGGAGAAGACAAAAGAUGGAGAUUCCCAGCAAAACAAUGGCAUUGCUCAUGAUGAAUCCCAGGAGAAUGAUGAGAAGAAGGAAGUGGAUAUUGUUCGGCAAGCAUGUCGAGAAGUUGGUUCCGUCCUCGAUUAUACCUUUGACAUCCGUUUUAACCCCGACAUCUGCUCAACAGUUGUAAGGUUUCCUGAGUCCCAGAAGGCAGUAAAUCAAUUGCAGAGACGACUGCUGAGUGAGGCUUCCACGUUUCUCCUGAAUGUACAGAUUCCUGCUUUUAUUAAAGGCUGUCUGACUCAUGUGUUUGUUCCCAUGGAUGGUAAAUCGCUCACUGAAGCACUACAUUCCCAUGGGAUCAAUAUUCGCUACCUUGGAACCAUUGCAGAAACGAUAGAUCAGGUGGAAGAACGGCAGCCUUUGGAUCAUGUUUAUAGAAUUGUAAUAAUGGAAAUAGUCACACGAUCAGCCAAGCAAAUUCUACGCCACUACCUUCAGGGAGUAGAAAUGUCAGCCUUGUCAGCAGCAGUAAGCCACUUCCUUAACUGCUUACUGAGCUCCUAUCCUAACCCGGUGGCUCACCUGCCUCCAGAUGAGUUGAUGUCUCGUAGGCGAAAGGGCAAGAAGAAGGUUCGCCCACUGGAAAAUGGAGACAGCAUUUGGACUAGUAUGAGUCCAGCUGACUUGUGGAAACAGAUCUGUGGAAAGGCCAGAGACAGCUAUGAUUUCACACUUCCACGUGAUUCAGUGGAUCAACUUGUUGAGAAGUUUAACCUCCAAAAAGUGACCCUCUUGCGGGAAUUCUGCAAAAAAACUGGAAUACAGGUUCUUCUACGUGAAUACAACUUUGAAAGUCGUCAUAAACCAGCACUGACAGAGGAAGACAUUUUGAAUAUUUUUCCAGUGGUUAAACACAUACAUAUUAAGGCCAAAGAAGCAAAUGAGCUGGUUAAUAAAGCCCAAAUCAGCAUAGAGCAAGGGUGCCUAAAGCAAGCUGCCAUCCUGUUAAAUGAAGCCUUGGUCCACUUUAAUAGCGUGUAUGGAGCCGUGCAUCCAGAGAUUGCUGUCUGUCUGCGUGUGCUCGCCAGGGUCAAGUUUCUUUUGGGAGACAUAGCAGAAGCACUGGAUAAUCAGCAGAAAGCUGUGAUAAUGACAGAGAGGACUAUGGGAUAUGACCACACCACCACAAUCCAAGACUAUGUCCUCCUUUCUCUCUACUGUUUUGCCAGCGGGCAGUUGCCAGUAGCCUUGAAACUUUUAUACCGGGCUCGCUACUUACUGCUACUUGUUACUGGAGAAGAUCACCCGUCCAUGGCAACAUUAGAUAGUAAUAUUGGGGUGGUUCUCCAGGCUGUUCUCGAAUGCGACUUGUCUCUCAGAUUUCUUGAAAAAGCCCUGGAAACCAACAAGAAAUAUUUUGGAAACAAAUCUCUGGAUGUUGCCCUCAGCCAUCAUUUAAUAGCAUUGGCACAUACAAGCAAAGCUGAGUUCAGAGCGGCCAUGCAGCAUGAAAAAGAAACCUACACCAUAUACAAAGCCUUGCUGGGGGAUUUUCAUGAGCACACAAAAGAAAGUUCGGCAUUCCUGAAACACGUUACACAACAAGCUGUGAAUCUGCAAAGAACCAUGAAUGAGAUCUACAAAAAUGGCUCUGUGACAACAUUACCACACGUGCAGAUUGUUUCUCCUGGAAUUGAUACGCUUUUGCAACAGCUGAAUAUUAUCAAUGGCAUAAUCAGAAUUAAUGUAAGCAAAAAUGAUACAAAUGAUAAUGAAAAGACAGAUGAGACACAAGAUAAUCAAAAGACAGACUUGGCUUCAGGGAGCCUAGAGCAGGAAGCUGCACCCCAAGAGGAACAGAAGGAACAAAUAGAUGAGCAGAAAGCAGGCACAAAGGAAAACCAGGGAAACCCUGAAGAACCGAAAGAACAAGAAGAGACCAGCUAACAUGUUCACGGCGUGACCAACUGUUGUCACCAGAAUUCCUGAACGAACUAAGGGACAACAGGUUGCUAUCCCUGUUCUACACAAUGGCCACUUGCCUGUACUGUAGACAUUGAGGUUCUGUACAUUGAGCCAAAUUGGCAAGCAUCAGUCUGUAAUGCAGAAGGCAGUCUGAUACACUGUAUAGAAUUCUGCAUUGCCAUAUUUAGCUAUGCCGCUAAAUGGGAACUGUGAACUACAAUAUUAGUACAUGGGACAAUUCUUUUUGAAGUGGGUUGCUUAAUUUUAUAUUCUUUUAAUAUAAGUUGUCUUUAUAAGGUGAGGCCUGCUAAAGGUAUUUUCUACAGCUUUUAGCUUUCAUAUAUUUUUGCUUUUGAGCGAGGUGUGAAAGUGUCAGUGCUGCUGUGUUUUGUGCCAUUGCAUUGCUUGUAUUUAACACAAUAUUUUAUGCCAUUGUUAAGUGUGUGAGGGAAAAUUAACUUUAAAAUUAUGUACUGCUUCAAAUGCACUUUUUCAUAACAGUAACUCAGGGUCAAAUGACUUGCUAAAACAACAGCUUGUAUUUAAUGUGAUAAAGCAAGGAUAGUAAGCCUGGUGCCUACUGUCUCUUCAGCUGCUGGGGACUGCUGGAGAUUAUAGAUGCAAAACAGAAGUAGGCUUGCAUAGGGCUAAUGAGAGCCAUUGAUAGUCUUGAUAAAUACCUAUCAAGACAAUAUAAACCUACCCAACAUUUUCUGCUUCUAGCAAAUCCCUUUAGCUAUACAUUGAAGCCAUAUAUAAGCCAUGAAACUGGAGAAUUUUGUAUGUACUCACCAAAUUCUAUUUGUCCUUAUAUAACUAACCAGCUAGUUACCACCAAAUUAAAUUUGUUCUUGUAUAAUAACUUACCAGCUAGUUACCAUAUAUGGUAUCUUAGGUAAUGGCUGUAGGCCAAUGGGUGGCCAGAUUUCACGCCAAAAAUUAAUUUUAUGGCCUUCAGUCUUCUCAAGGGUGCCAUACACUUUAUGAGAUAUCAUCAUUUUAAUAUAUAACCAGGCCCACAAACAUGUAGUAAGACAUAUAAUCAGCAAACAAUGCAAUGAAAGUUGAGCUUUACAUCAUAAAUCAUUGAAAUUGUUCUAUAUUUAGCUUUUUGUUCAAUUCUGCUGUUUUGGUUCUAGGCCUUACUUUGCCUCUACUGCGCAUGCAAAGAUUGCCUGAAAGUAAGCCAGCACUAGGGAUGCCCAAGGAAGGAAGUAAAUAAAAUGGUAAUAAGGUGUGUCACUGGUACUUUUUCCCCGUUUUUUUAAAGAGUCAGUGACCUGGGGGGAGAAAUAUAGUAAUUUAAUUCACUAAGGGAGUGCAUACAGUAUUGCUACUCCCCUGUGAAUCCAGCUUUCCUUUUAACAGAAAAUACCAUAUCUUGGUGUAAUACCAAUGUUUGCAUGUAUAUAGGAGGACAUUUGCUCAUCUCUGUGUACACCACUAAAUGGGAGUCUUCAGCCAUCAAAUUUUCCACUUAACCGGACUACUAUCUGGACAAUUUCAAUCAGAUAUUGAAUGCUAAAGAUUAUUGUUUUGGCCCCAUGCCUGGAACAAUUUGCUGUUUAAUCUAGUGGCCUGCCAGUGUAUGGAAACCACAGUAAAUGUGUCUAAUUAAGGAAGUCCUGGGCUGACACACAUGUGCCAGUGUUAUAAUGCAUUCCUGCUACAAAGCAGUUAGCCUAACCUGCCACAUCAGAAUUUAAUUCUGACCUUUGAUGCUGCAUAAGUUUAUAACUACCUAUAUCUAUGCAGUGCCUAACAGCAGCUCCAUCCCAGUACCCAGGGUUUGUGGUCCCAUGGCAUUUUCACUACUACUUCUUCAUGCUCAAAGUGCAGCAUCAAAAUGCAAUCAGCCACUUGUCAUUGCCAUCACACACUUCUUGCCUUAAAAUCAGGAAGCAAGAGUUUUUCAGAGACUGUUAUAUGAAAAUGGCCCAUGUCAGCAUUUCUUUGCUAUUUAUACCCUUUUUGUAAUAUUAUAGACAAAAUGCUUUUACUGCCUGGAGGCUGAUUUAUUAAGAAAGGUACAAAAUUGCACCAGUGCAAGAUCUUUGCCUUCAUUUUCUGAUUUAUAGUAUUUUGAAUAAAACAAAUUUCUGAUUGUGUGCAAAAAAGGCAACUUCACUGGCACAAUUUAUAAUCUGUCUGAAUAUAUCAGACCCCUGGGGCAGAUUUAUCAUUUCUAUUCAUUUCUAUGGGAUUUUUAGAAGCAUGUUCAAUUUUCACCCAUUGAUAAAUACACUAAAAAUCCCAUAGGAAUGAAAAAAAUCUGGGUAACUUUUAAUGUAUUAAGCUCUAAACUCACAUUUUGAUAAAUCUGCCCCCUAGUGUCCUCAUGGCGCACUUAAAGGGCGUGUAAAGUCUAUAUCACUGUGGGGUGGCAAAAUGUUAGGCAGCCCCCAGUAAAACAGAUUGCUGUUAGGCUGGUGCUCCUGUUAGUGGAGAACAGUACCGGCAUGUGGAAAAUACUCUCAUGGCACUGUGCUGACAUUAAGAUCUUCAUUCCUUUGGCAAUUUGUGAUAGUGCAUGUGCAGCAGAGUAAAUCUUGCUGGGUUUACUCUACUGCAAAUGUGCAAACAGGAAUUUGCCCAAGGGAUACCCUGGUGUGGUACUGAGAGUUUUUCACUGGCUGAUUCUCUUCCCCCAGCGAAAUAAGCUUUACAUGUCCUUUAAAAUUGUACAAAGAACCUUUGUUUUUGCAAUUACUUAUUCAAAGUGAUUACAGAGAGGUCAGGGAAUUGUUAUUGUGAGUUUCUUUUUUUUCUUGAUUGUUUUCUAUUUUCAUUUUUACUUUUUUUGAUACAGAAUGUUUUUGGGCUUUCUUGUAUAUGCUUUAAUAAAUCUAAUGAAUUUACA
Xenopus tropicalis (tropical clawed frog) is the source of this 6872-nucleotide messenger RNA. Its product is annotated as clustered mitochondria protein homolog. Lineage: Eukaryota; Metazoa; Chordata; Amphibia; Anura; Pipidae. Gene Ontology annotation, biological process: mitochondrion organization. Gene Ontology annotation, cellular component: cytoplasm. The record is from RefSeq and is a predicted model, not a curated record. Bases 122 to 3994 code for a protein of 1290 amino acids. The transcript has 26 exons.